Oncorhynchus gorbuscha (pink salmon) is the source of this 486-nucleotide messenger RNA. RefSeq names its product zinc finger FYVE domain-containing protein 26-like. The annotation marks the transcript as partial. Gene Ontology annotation, cellular component: centrosome; midbody; lysosomal membrane. Gene Ontology annotation, molecular function: phosphatidylinositol-3-phosphate binding. NCBI's taxonomy places the organism in Eukaryota, Metazoa, Chordata, Actinopteri, Salmoniformes, Salmonidae. Gene Ontology annotation, biological process: double-strand break repair via homologous recombination; mitotic cytokinesis; regulation of cytokinesis. The record is from RefSeq and is a predicted model, not a curated record. The transcript has 3 exons.
AUGGUUCAGCCCGUCCUGGGUACUCCGCUGGGGGCUGGGGAGGAUGGAGCUGGUGGCGGAGAUGCUGGAGGUCUUGGGGCAGCCUUAUGUGGUAAGCCCCUGGUGGUUUUACUCCUGUCGGGCCCUCAGGGGACACCUGCCCAGGCUGUGGCUAUGGAAGCCUUCCAGCAGGCCCUGGCCUCUCGGGACCUGGGCAGGGCUCUGAGCCUGCUGGAGCUGUAUGGACAGGGCUGCAGCCAGGAGAGGGUGCUCCGAGACAGACUACUAGCCUGGGCUGCUCUGGAGGAUGGCGAAGACAGCAUAGGCCAGUUGUUCAGAGUACAGGACCCAUGUCUGAGGGCCCGUGUGGCCUUACAGGCCCUGGAGCGCUGGCCCCUCGGGCCCUCUCUGGAGCUGAUGGAGUUUUGCCUCAACAACCCCCACGUGGAGGCCUCUCUCAGGGGAGAGCUGGAGCUCAGGAAGACGGAGCUGGACAUCUAUCAACGG